This is a messenger RNA of Acanthamoeba castellanii str. Neff, 1491 nucleotides long. RefSeq names its product eukaryotic initiation factor 3 gamma subunit family protein. Gene Ontology annotation, biological process: tRNA methylation. The record is from RefSeq and is a predicted model, not a curated record. Gene Ontology annotation, cellular component: tRNA (m1A) methyltransferase complex; nucleus. NCBI's taxonomy places the organism in Eukaryota, Discosea, Longamoebia, Acanthamoebidae. The transcript has 9 exons. Bases 1 to 1491 code for a protein of 496 amino acids.
AUGGAGAUCGAAGCAGCCGUGGCUGAGCAAAUUGCGGAGUGGACCACCACCGAUUCGGCUGCAGCCGCUCCUCCGGAGAUCGGCGCUACGCGCAAGAUUAAGGUGGGCGAUAACGUCAUUUUGUGCCUGAAUGAAGACAAAUUCAUUUUUGCCCAGGUCCAACCCACCGGGACGGUGAACGUGAACAAGAAGCGGUAUCCGCUGAAGACGCUCAUCGGCGCACCCUAUCGCUCCAUCUGGGAGGCGCCACGAAACGGCAGGGACUUCCUCCCGCUCAAGGAGAAGCCCCGCAUUCAGGACAUCAGCGACGUCAACCCCACAGAGGACGCUGAUAUCACGACCGACAACAGAGAUCUGGUGGACAACAACCUGAACCAGAAGUUGACGCAGCAGGAGAUCGUGGCGAUGCAGGACACGGGCGCCAGCGGCGAGACCAUCAUCAAGGCCCUCAUCCAGAACUCGGCCUCGUACCAGAGCAAGACCGAAUUCUCCAAAGCCAAAUACCUCAAGAAGAAGGCCAAGAAACACAUCCUGGUGCUCGAAGUACUUGAACCGUCGCUGGACAACAUCAUCGCCGCAUACUUUAACCGCAAGCCCUCCUCCGUCUGUCACAUGCGAGUCGACAGCCUCGCGCGUCUGCUGACGUUCUCGGACGCCCGUCCGGGCUCGAACGUGCUGGUCAUCGAAUCCUGCAAGGGCAUCGUCACCGGCGCCAUCGCCGAACGUGUCGGAGGUCAUGGCAAGGUGGUGUCACUGCACAUCCAGGGUCGAUCCAACGUGUCGGCCAUCGAUCUGUUCAACUUCUCCGAUGAGGUGCAGAAGUCGAUACUCCACGCUCCGCUCUCCUCCCUGCGUGAGAUCUACCGCGCGCUCGGCAACAAGGCGGCGGCGGCGGUCGAUAGUGCCGAGGCCGCGUACCCACGUGAACCCUUCUUCGCUCCGCUGGAUCAGCUCAAGGAAGUCUUCGCCCAAGGCUUUGACAGCCUGGUGAUUGCGGUGAAGGCCGUGCCUGCGCCGUUCCUCUUCGCGCUGCUGCCGUUCGUGAAGGCCUCGUCGCCCUUCGUCGUCUUCAGCCCCUUCAUGCAGCAGUUGGUCGACUGCUACAUGGACUUGCAGAGGGCCGAUGAGGCCAUCAACAUGCAACUGUCCGAAACGUGGAUGCGACAAUAUCAGGUGCUGCCGUCGCGCACGAGACCGCCGAUGAACAUGAAUGGCGCGUCGGGCUUCUUGCUCACCGGGACCAAGGUCUACAACGAGCCGCCGUCGACAGACGCGACUGACGCCCCCGUCGUGGAGGAACAGGUCGAGGAAAGCGAUGACAACAGCAGCAGUCGAACCUCCGCCUCGCCGCAGAAGAAGAAAGCCCGCACCGAGGAGCCAUCGUCCCAUCGCCGCCAUCGCCGCCAGUUUCGUGAGGCCGCCAUCUCGAGUCACCUGAAGUGCACUCGCCGACGCCCGCCAACCAACGUGGAGUCGGCGAUUGCCGAAUGA